UAUCUCCUGUCAUCAUUAAGCAUUCCAUCCUUUUCGAUCUGGAUGUGAGUGAUCAUAAAUUCUCUCAUCAUCGAACGAGUAAGGAGCAUCUCUUCGAGGGUCCAACAAGGAAAAACACCAUGGCUCUUGGCAACUACGCUACGGUAUACAUCAUCACCACCAUCCUCAUUUUGUCGUCUCAAGGUCGUGAGCUUACCAAACGUCAGACCAAUGAGGAAACUUCCUCAUCGACGACCACGGGCCCGCUCAAGUCCUACCAGAGCUUCAACAUGACCCCCAACGAGUCCGAGAAGGAGGAACUACCCGCUGGCUUCGGCGACUAUAACUUCGCAGUGUACGAAGCGGACGAAAUCGUCGACAGACACAACCUACUCCGUCGACAACCCGCGGCGAGAAACGACUUUGAAAGAAACGACCCAAACGCAAUUACGGCUUCAGAUAUGGAGCACAUGACAUGGGACGAUGAUCUGGCCUACAUGGCCUUGGCCUGGGCCAGAGGCUGCAGCUUCCACCACCCUCAGCCUGGGGAAAUGCAAAAUGUCUCCCCAUACGAAACGAUAGGCCAGAAUAUUUGGGCUUAUACAGGGACUAGAGACAGUCCACGUUCUGGUACUAAAGCAACCCAGGACUGGUAUGACGAGGUAGUGGACUAUACCUAUCAGGCCGGUAGCGGAGGGUACUGUGGUCGAGUGUGUGGUCAUUAUACACAGAUUGUUUGGGCCGCUACGAACAGGGUCGGUUGUGGCCGAAUGUUCUGUCCCAGUCUCAGCCGCACUUCCCUGAGAAACGCAUGGUAUGUCGUCUGCAAUUACGCCCCUGCAGGGAAUUACCAAGGCGUACAACCGUAUUCUAUUGGGACACCAUGUACCCAAUGUACCAGCGGUUCAGGACAAUGUUACAAUGGACUGUGCAGGCCUUGUGCAGAGCAUAACGAAGUCUGUGAAUGUGCUAUUGAUUCCUGUGAUAACUGUGGUGUGUUGGAUCGAUCUACCUGUACAUGUAAUUGCAAGGAUGGCUUCUACGGUGCGACCUGUCAAGAACGAUGUGUAGACACAUCCAGUCGGUGUUAUAAUACAUGGUGGCCACAAUUCUGUGACGGUUACGCGCAGGUUAGAGAAGGAUGUCCUCAGAUGUGUGGAUUAUGCAAUGCAGCAGAUCCAGACUUUGUUUGUCGACCAGGUCCACCUGAUCCACCCACCAAACCUGAAGUAUGCAACAUGAAAUUUACAGCAGCAGCUUAUAUCCGGGGAAUCCUCCAUCUUUUUAGGGAUGACAAAGUUUGGCGAGUUCGAACUAAUGGUGAGCUACUCUCUCCAGAAUCCGGUGAUUUGAUCAAUGAUUUCUUCACAAAUUUACCCAACAAAGUGAGUGCCGCCUACGAGCUUCCUACGGGAGAAGUCGUAUUUGCCAGAGGAAAAAAGCUGUUCAUGUACAUGGGCACCGUACGAACGGGGCGUAGUACGCUACCCACAGGAAUUCCCAAGGGACCUACUGGUGCAAUAUACAUUGCGUCAGAAGGGAAUACACACUUUCUCAAAGGCUCAAAGACAUACCUCUACAACGAAAGAUCAGGCCAGGUUGACAACACAUACCCAAGACCAAUUUCUGAUGUUUUCCCUGGUGUGCCAACCAAACUAACGAAUGCAUUCUCAGAUGCGAGUGGUAACAUGUAUUUUGUUCGAUCGAAGAAGGUUUUCAAGAUCAGCAGUGGUGGUCAGUCAGUGGACAGAGGGUAUCCUAAGUUCUUGACUGAAGUCUUCAUUAAUGUGUGUGCACAUUAAACAUAGACGACAGUUCUCACAUUUAAACAUUCCAAAACUGACGAGCCAGAUUACCGGAUCCCUUGGCGGCAAGCACAAUAAGUACUUGGGCGUGAUAUUAUGCGCUAGUCAAAAUGACCAGUCGUUUUACUUCAUCCAUGUAUUCCUUGGCUAUAUAUUCGAGACUCGGGGGGGGGGGGCACUUAUAUUGACGAGUGGAUACCAUGCGCGACCAAAAAACACGUAAAAAGGAUGUCUUUUUCAAGAUAGGGCACGUUACGUACGUACGUAACGUAAUAAGGGUGUCCAAAACACUAAAAUAAUGAAAAAAAGGGUAUCUAUUUUCGCUAGGAAAGCUAUGUGUUCAGGGUCAAAUUUGCGAGGGUGUAAAACAUUAACACUAAAAUAAUGAUAAAGGAUGUACUUUUUGCCCCAAGAGUCAACACUACGUGUUUAGAGUACGAUUUUGCGCGAGAUGCAUGUGCAUGGAGGUGGGGCUGUACUAUAAACCCAAUCAGGUAAAGGUAUAACCGACGACCGACGACAGUGACAUAACAAUAAAAAUAUCGUUGUACUUGUUUAGGGGGUCAAUUCAGGGAAUACUUGCCAAGAGUAUCGCUUUGUUUCCAAUACCUGUUAAGGGUAGGGUUUCACACGCCAAUACUUGUUAAGGGGUGCAUUUUCAGAAUAUGGAAAAUACGUGUUUAAAGGAAUGGUCCGGGCUGAAAAUAUUUAUAUCUUUAUACAUAGAGUAGAAUUCACUGAGCAAAAUGACGAA
Molecule: messenger RNA, 2538 nt
Organism: Lytechinus pictus (painted urchin)
Lineage: Eukaryota; Metazoa; Echinodermata; Echinoidea; Temnopleuroida; Toxopneustidae
Exons: 13
Coding region: 120-1781 (553 amino acids)
Cellular component (GO): extracellular region
Source: RefSeq, a predicted model, not a curated record